UUUGCAGGCAUGGCCAGGAUGCCUGGGCCCAGAGGUGGGAUGAUUCGGCAGCCAGCGCCACCUCCUCCCCCUUACCCAGGCCACCCUCCUCCACCGCCAUACCCAAGGACUCAG
Messenger RNA from Penaeus vannamei (Pacific white shrimp), 114 nucleotides. The record is from RefSeq and is a predicted model, not a curated record. NCBI's taxonomy places the organism in Eukaryota, Metazoa, Arthropoda, Malacostraca, Decapoda, Penaeidae.